UCACACCUGUACCUACUACUUGUGGGCGCACAGGCAGGAGGAACUGAACGGCCAAAGCAAAGCACAUCCUUCUGUCACUGCAUGUGUGAGAGCUCACAAGACAUCACAGCAAGAAUCAGACUGUCUGAGAAUCAGUCAGUGUUAUGAAUCUAACGCUCAGUAGCAUGUUAUGAAGUCCAAUGUUCUGGCUGACUUUAAUCCUGGUCCUGCUGCACCUCACCCGGGGAAACAAUCGGCUGACUACAGGUCCAUGUUUCGGCCGGUCUCUGGGGAUCAGCCCAUCCAGGACUCAGUUCUUCAAACGGGAGAGUUUCACGUUAUACUGUGGAGCUGAUGAGCGUAUAAUGACUAACUCUAAAUCAGUUACUUGCUCUCAGAAGAGCCAUGAAUGUAAUAUUACAUCGGCAGGAGAACAUCACAGCGGUUCUUACUGGUGUGGCUCUAACUCUGGAGAACGAGGGGAAGCGGUCAACAUCACAGUGACUGCAGGGUCUGUGAUCCUAGGGAGUCCUGUCCACCCUGUACCAGAAGGCAGUCCUGUUACACUUCGCUGCCUGACGUCCCACAAGUCCAGUAAACAGCUGGUUGUUGUGACCCGGAUAAACAAGUCCUGUACCUUCUCCAGAGAUGGACGGCUCAUUGGGGUCGGUUUGACGGGAGAGAUGAGUUUUGCUGCUGUCAACAGAUCUCAUGAAGGCCUCUACACGUGUACCUUCUCUGGUGUUGAGUCUCCAGGGAGCUGGCUGGCUGUCAGAGGUGAUCUCCUUUCCUCAGCAACCUCCUCCACCGAACCCCCCCCCCCCACCAAUCACCACCUGCUCCUCCCAUUGGUCUACGCUGGACCGCCCCUCCUCCUGAUGGUUCUUCUGGGAAUAGUCGGAGGAUGCUGCUGGAGAAGGAGUCACAAAAAAGCCGAAGAAGCUGCCUCAGAGGAAGAGGGUCAUGCGGAUGUAGUCCAAAAUAAGACAAAGAAGAAAGAGCGAGAUAGGUCAGACUGUGAGACUACAUGUAGUUACGGAGAAAGUCUGCAACCCCAGCCCAUCAGAAUACAAGAUCCGCCUCUCUACAGUCUCCUGGGUUCCAACAGAUCGUUGCAGUCUGUUGCAGACACAAAAUGUCAACAAUUGUGGCUUCCUGAUAAGAAUUUAAAACGAUGAUAAGAUCUGUCCUUCCACAUGCUUGAACAAAUUCUAAAUCACUUAUGUAUUGUGCUUGAUUCUUACCAUAUACAGCUUUUAGUUUGGAUCUUUUAUCAAGUGUAAAAACAUGGGGUUGAAGAUCCACUUGAGUUCACUGUGGUACCUGUGGUGCCGUUUGUCAUUUGCCUGGGGUAACUACUGCUGGACACAUGAGAUAAGCAUAUAAUGUUGUCAUCACAAAUAGAGAUAAGGGAUGUAGGUAGUUUAGUUUGAUGUGUUUUAGUUAGUCUUAUCAGGUGUCUGACUACUUGGCGGAUGGUUGAACUGUAAAAUAAAGAAGACAUUUUGUCAGAUGUGGGUUGUUGUGCUUUCUACGUCAGUGGUUCUCAACCUUUCUGGGGCUGCUGAGGCCAACCAUGACCCCAACAAGACAUUCCAGGCACACCAACUUGAAAUUGUAGGGAAUGAUUAUUAAGGUGCACACAAACACAUUGUUACUAGGAUAUCCUAUCAGCAAUAUUUCACCCAAAUCAGAAUAUCCAAAACAAGUAAAAUUCAUACACGCUCUUGGAAACUGCAUAUUGCAGGCAAUUGAAUAUUUGUCAAAAUAUGCAUUUGAGAUGCACAAUGUGAUCAGGGUGUGAAAUGUUAAUGGAGGUGAUUUUGCAGGGUACUUGACCUUUUCAAAACUAGCAGGUCAUCAACUGUCGAAUGUUCCCGUUUCAGGGCGAUCCAUUUAUUUUUAUAAAGUGUUAAAUAGAUCCGACAGCGAUACGACAUGCAGUUCACAUAAAAAAGUCAAGUAAGUAGAACUCAUACAGGCUCAUAGAAAUGGCAUAUUGAACAAAAACAAAGCAUGAACUUGCAUUUUGUGGAAUAAUGAAUGAUAAUGAGACAAAUUCAGAACAUUUAGUCCAAAUGAUAUUGUUAAUGCUUUAAGUAAAACAAUAAAUAUACUUAAAGUAUACAUUAGGUUUCACUAGCUCACCAUGUGAAAUAUGAAUUGCAUUUCACGGUCCACCAGCGUACAUUUUUUGACUGGAUAAGAGUCACUGCUCUAGUUGAGAAACACAUUUAGGGCGGCCUGUAUAGCGUCUAUUACAGAAAAGUUGGUGGCCUACUUAGUGUCUAAACGGAACUACAGACAGCUUGUGGUGAGGUGUGGAUGGUGAGAAAGCAGUGGUUUAUAUGUGUUAACCUGCCGGUGCACUUGGUUCUGCACGUACCGACAACAGCAACUAGGGUGUCUCAUCAACAACUCACCACGAUGUUCCAUUUGAGCUGUGGUGAAUGCUUAGUAUCUGUAGUGAAUCCGUAUUCAAACAGACACUUUAUUGGGAAGCUAAUGUACUUUGAAUAUCUGUAGAUACCAUAUUAGGUAUCUAAUGUACUGUGAGUAUCAGUCCAGACACUGUAUUAGAUAUCUGUAAUGGUUAAAUAAAUGUCAUUAGGUUAGGAAGGCUGAACCUACCUACUACCUGGUGUCAUUAUCUUACUGUAUUGGUAAGAGUUAUAGUUUGGAAACUGAAACGGUGAACCGGAAACCACAUCCUCAACACUGCCUUCACCAGAGAAAACCUCAGAAAAUGGUCCAGUCAGUGCCACCGGGGAAAGGGUGGAAGUCUUCAUCAGUAC
Molecule: messenger RNA, 2774 nt
Organism: Gadus chalcogrammus (walleye pollock)
Lineage: Eukaryota; Metazoa; Chordata; Actinopteri; Gadiformes; Gadidae
Exons: 8
Coding region: 180-1157 (325 amino acids)
Biological process (GO): cell surface receptor signaling pathway
Molecular function (GO): transmembrane signaling receptor activity
Source: RefSeq, a predicted model, not a curated record